ACACAGGGGUUUAAAAAGCAGCGGAUUCCAGUGCUUCACUGCGGUUCCUGAACAGCGACAAGAAGCGAUGGCAGAGCCUGUGAAGCAGAGCGAUACUCAGACACCUGAUUAUAAACUGGUUCCCCAUCGGCAGUUCUACCUGAUCUCUGGGGUCCAUUCUCCAGAGCAAGUGGACCAGAUCCAGAACUGGGAAAUCCGAGACUCGGACAUUUUCAUAAUCACAUACCCUAAGUCAGGGACAAUAUGGAUGCAGCAAAUCCUCAGUCUGAUUGAGGCGAGGGGUAAUGUCAUGGCAACCAAAGAUCAGCUGACCUCUGAGCGCAUUCCAUGGAUCGAGUUGAUAGGCAGCGAGAAAGAAUUUAUUUCCGCCCCUUCCCCCAGGCUCCGUGUUUCUCACUUACAGUACAAAUUUGUCCCGCUUGGACUCAAACAAAAGAAAGGCAAGGUAAUCUACGUGGCGAGAAAUCCAAAGGAUGUGCUAGUGUCAUACUACCAUUUUCACAAGUUUGCAGAAAUGCUGGAGACGCCAAAAGACUUCAAUGACUUCUUUGGGAAAUUCAUGGAGGGAAAAGUUUAUGGAAACUGCUGGUUUGAGCAUGUUAAGACCUGGUACUCGCACAAAGAUGACAUGAACUUCCUGUACAUAACAUAUGAAGACAUGAUUAAGGACUUGCGGUCAGUGGUUGAGCAGAUCAGUUUGUUCCUGGGGAAACACUUGACAGAGCAGGAGUUGGCCAAUGUGGUGGAGCACAGUACUUUUCACAAUAUGAAACACAACCCUCAGGCCAACUAUCAAAUGGUCUCAGACACAUUGCUUAACCACCAGAAAGGGACAUUCAUGAGGAAAGGAACUGUUGGUGACUGGAAAAACCACUUCACAGUUUCUCAAAAUGAAAAAUUUGACAGAGUGUACCAAGAGAAGAUGAAAGAUUUGCCUCUAACCUUUGUGUGGGACAUCAAUGACAUUAUCAGCUCAUGAUGCUAUUUGAAAAACGGUCAUGGCUUUAUACA
This is a messenger RNA of Chanos chanos (milkfish), 1011 nucleotides long. RefSeq names its product amine sulfotransferase-like. Bases 68 to 979 code for a protein of 303 amino acids. Gene Ontology annotation, molecular function: sulfotransferase activity. The transcript has 7 exons. The record is from RefSeq and is a predicted model, not a curated record. Lineage: Eukaryota; Metazoa; Chordata; Actinopteri; Gonorynchiformes; Chanidae.